AUGAGAUUAAUUGUACUAUAUUUACUGAUCGCCUUGAUCAGCAAAGCUAGCUGUGCUACUAGUUUGCUGGAAAUGUCUCAAAAUCUUUGGUCAAAAUUUCUCAAUGGUGGACUAGCUAAUAUCGGGCCGUUAGACCCACUGCGGAUUCCUAUGGUAAAAGUUGACCAGUCUCAAAAUAGAACAAAUUAUCGAAUAAUUUUGAAAAACAUUGAAAUUGCUGGUCUCAAUCAAUCAACACUGGAAAGUAUUCACAUCGGAAAAGGAAGUGUUAAGUCUAAUUUGAGUGAACAUGAAGCUGGGUAUGUCAGCUAUUCCGAUCGCAAUGUUAUUGAUUCAAUUAGGUAUCGAUUUCAUACAGUAGUGAAAGAGCCUAAAACUCAGGAUAGUGAAGAGCUGAGAGUUCAACCAAUUGAAACCUUUGAGGAGUCUGAAAGUGAAAAUAGGUAUGCUAAUGAUCAAUCUCAAAGAAGAUAUAACAGUCAACAAAGUCAACAGAGGUACGCUAAUGGUCAGCAAAGAUUUAACAACGAUCAACAAAAUCAACAAAGGUAUAGUAAUAAUCAACAAAAUCAACAGAGGUAUAGUAAUAAUCAACAAAAUCAACAGAGGUAUAAUGAUGAACGGUUCACUAAUCAGCAACAUCAACAAAAUUCUGAACAACAACCGCAAAGAACUCAAGGAUCUCAAUAUCAAGAAGGAUUCGAUAAUAGAAGAUCUCAAAGUAAUAGUGAUCGGUACAACAAUAAUUAUCGUGGAAAUCAACAACCUCAAUAUCAAAGUCGUCCACAAGAAAAUGUAAGGCCAAAAGAAUCACAAUCACAUGGCAGAGAUCAGGAGCUGUAUUUAGUUUACGCUCAAAGUCAGGCUAAUUAUGAGAACCAAAGAAGAGUACAACAAGAUCAAGACCCUAGGGUUCAUCAGCAUCAAAGUUUUGUAACUGAAUCAAAUGUUGAAACCCAAAAAUCAUUUACCAACAAAGGAAGCCCAACGCGUUUUUCUCUAAACUUAAAAGCUCGUCCUCCGUGUGUGCAUGAAGAAAAAGACGCUGAAACCUUUAAUGUUAAAGACAGGAACGGAGAGUCUCAACGACUUGAAAAUCAACCUGGAUAUGUCGAUAUCGUGUAUGCUGACCAAAAUAGUAACAAAGAACGUCACUUUGGUAACUUGAGGAUCGAACCGAAAAAAGACAGAAUUGUUUAUCGGCUCUCAGACUUGAUGAAGGACCUGGACAGUCAUCGUAAAUUUAUCAUCCACAACUUCACAGAAAGUGAAUUAUUGCUAAAAAGAAAUGAUGGAGUGAGAACUGCUGAAGAAUCAAAAAGGAUAAAAGAUUUGAUUCGAUAUGCUAAAGAUUUUCAAGAGGAACAAGGUUACUUUGAGGAAGGCAUGGAGAUAACUUAUCAUUUUGGCAAUGAAACUGAACCUAAAGUGUUUGAUGGAAAGAGGACAAAGCGUGCUCAUGAAGAUGAAAAUGAAGAUGACAUUAUCCAUGUGAUCAUGAAAAUUCAUGCUCCCUUAAUAAAAGUAAAGUCUGGUUAUGUCCUUAUGGGAUCUGUUGGAAAGCAGGUUUUGCGAGGCGAUGGAGUACUUAAUGCGCAAUUCACGGACGUAACUGGAGAGUUUACCGUGGAAUUGAAGAAGACUGGAAAUACAACGAUGAUUGUACGUGCAGCGAGGGCAAGGCUUCAAGCCAAUAGCAAGAAUGUCACUUUUCAGGGUAUGGACGAGAACGGACCAGUUGAAGAAAUUUUAACUCAAGGUUUAUUGGCUGCCGAAGCGGUUGCUGCGAUGUUAGCUGACGAUCUUGCUACAAAAGCACUUAAUGACACCGUUACUGAUGCUAUAAUUUACAAAAUGUAUAAAGAAUUACCAAAUAAUUCGUAA
Cotesia congregata is the source of this 1884-nucleotide messenger RNA. The record is from the annotation of a GenBank genome assembly. NCBI's taxonomy places the organism in Eukaryota, Metazoa, Arthropoda, Insecta, Hymenoptera, Braconidae.